Chanos chanos (milkfish) is the source of this 468-nucleotide messenger RNA. RefSeq names its product galectin-2-like. Bases 1 to 468 code for a protein of 155 amino acids. Gene Ontology annotation, molecular function: carbohydrate binding. The record is from RefSeq and is a predicted model, not a curated record. Lineage: Eukaryota; Metazoa; Chordata; Actinopteri; Gonorynchiformes; Chanidae. The transcript is spliced from 4 exons.
AUGGUGGACCUCAUCUCCAACAAUGAUGAAUCCAGCUACUUGAGAGACGAGGCCCAUCUUGUAAUUAUUUUGUCCCAGGAACUUGAACUGAAGAAUGUGACUCUAAGGGCUGGAGACCAGCUGAAAGUGCAAGGGAAGAUUAACCAUGAUGCAAACAGGUUCCAGAUUGAGCUGGGGUCUGAUGUUGAUGACCUUGCCCUGCACUUUAACCCCCGCUUUGGCGAUGAGUGUGUUCUCGUGUGCAACUCAAAGCAUGAGGGCUGCUGGGCUGAGGAACAGAGGGACACUAACAAUCCUCUACAGCCAGGCUCCACUGUAAAGAUUGUACUAAAGCAUGCUGGAAAUAUGUUUGAGGUGGAGCUCCCUGAUGGACAAGAGAUUCAGUUCCCCAAUCGUGAAGGCCUGGAAGUCAUCACUUACAUCCGGGUUGCGGGCGAUUUUAAGGUCACCUCUUUCAAGAUCUAUUGA